GGCUCUUCGCCAAGGGCCCCGCCCGAUUCAUUUUGGCGCGGCCCGCCGCGCCUGCGCGCGCUGCCCCUUUGUGCUCGCCUCUUUUUGUUUCUGCCGGGCGCGCCGCGGGCGCUGGCCAGUGCACCAUCCGCGCACAUGCGGGAUCUGACGCGGGAACGGGCGAUGGCGCAGGAGAGGCGCCAGAAGGCGCUCGCGGGAACGCGCGGCCCAAGGGACAAUGGGACGGGAGUGCUGGCCGCGGCUGGGCGGCAAAUGCUGCUAGAAGGCAAUCUGGACGGCGCGAUCGUCGCUUUGAGGACGGCCUUCGAGCAGGACCCGUCCCUGGCGAGGGAGGUCGGUACGAACUCAGAGAAGGUGCGGCGCGCCUCGAGCUCCAAGGCGGCGCGACGCGGGGAGCCCGCGGCCAUACUGGAGAGCCUCUGCAUGUGCCUGGCGAAGAAGGGCGACUGGCCCGGGGUGCACGAGUACUGCAGCCUGGCGCUGGACCGCCGCCCCGACCUCCAGCAGCAGCUCCCAGAGGA
Messenger RNA from Prorocentrum cordatum, 521 nucleotides. The record is from the annotation of a GenBank genome assembly. Lineage: Eukaryota; Dinophyceae; Prorocentrales; Prorocentraceae.